ACGACUUAGUGCCAGAAAGCAACAAAGGGAGGACAGUGUUGUAUCUGAGUAUUUAUUCAGCGGUUUGGAAGUUGCUCCAUAAUUUUAAAAGAUGGUGAACGUGCUGAAAGGAGUUCUUGUGGAAUGUGACCCUGCCAUGAAGCAGUUCCUCCUGUAUCUGGAUGAGACGUCAGCACUGGGGAAGAAGUUUAUUAUUCAGGACUUGGACGACACACACGUUUUUAUUUUGGCUGAAGUUGUGCAGAUACUCCAGGAGAAAGUGGGGGAGCUCAUGGACCAGAACUCUUUCCCCAUCACCCAGAAAUGAGCUCUGACAUCUUGACUUUUCUCUGCUGUCUUUGUCCGUGGACAUGACUGAGACUGAGUGGCACUGGAUUGUCAGCAUAUUUUCUGUGAUAAACAUCUGAGACAAAACCAAUCAAGAAGCAGGCGAAGAUUUUUCUUUGUGUAGUUUAUUGUGUCCAUCCAUUUGUUCUCAGGUUCAGUCGUUUACAAGUCCAUGCAGAACGUUCCCAUUUUUGACUAUUGCAUAUUACAAACUUGUGCUACGGAUGACUGUGCAAUGCUUUUAUUUUAAUUUGAAUGACUUUGAUCUAAAAUGACUGCAGGAAGAAAUCUGAUAAAAUCAUAAUUUAUUUCAAUUGCUGUGAGAAUAUAAAUCACAUUGAACAGCAGUUCUCUCCAAUAUGAUCAUUGCUUUAAUUUGUGUUUUUCCUUUGAUUUAUUGCACAAAGAGAGGAAAUAAAUCUCACUUUGAGAGGAAAUGUUAUAAUACUCAA
Colossoma macropomum (tambaqui) is the source of this 779-nucleotide messenger RNA. RefSeq names its product general transcription factor IIH, polypeptide 5 (gene gtf2h5). The coding region runs from base 92 to 307 and encodes 71 amino acids. The record is from RefSeq and is a predicted model, not a curated record. Lineage: Eukaryota; Metazoa; Chordata; Actinopteri; Characiformes; Serrasalmidae. Gene Ontology annotation, cellular component: transcription factor TFIIH holo complex; transcription factor TFIIH core complex. The transcript is spliced from 3 exons. Gene Ontology annotation, biological process: transcription initiation at RNA polymerase II promoter; nucleotide-excision repair, preincision complex assembly; transcription by RNA polymerase II.